ACAAAAAAACAUAAGCUACCUCUUGAGUCAUUUCACAUCCAAGAAAAAAAAAAUGGUGGAACAUCAGAUGAAACCAGUGGCCUCUUUUCUUUUAGUUCUGAACUUUUGUAUGUAUGCCAUUGUUCUUGGAAUCGGCGCAUGGUCCAUGAACAAAGCUAUCAACCAUGGCUUCCUUAUUGGUGCGGAUUAUAGUCUUCCGGCUCAUUUCUCGCCGAUACAUUUCCCAAUGGGUAACGCGGCAACCGGAUUCUUCGUGACGUUUGCUUUAAUAGCUGGAGUUGCGGGAGCUGCCUCGGUUAUCUCUGGCGUCAGUCAUCUCCAGUCAUGGACUACAACGAGUCUCCCGGCAGCUGUAUCUGCCGCCACCAUUGCUUGGUCGCUCACACUUUUAGCCAUGGGAUUUGGCUGCAAGGAAAUUGAACUUGGGAUGAGAAAUGCUCGUCUGAGAACAAUGGAAGCAUUUCUAAUAAUACUUUCGGCAACACAACUUCUCUACAUUGCUGCUAUCUACGGAGUUCGAAAAUAAAUCCAAGAAAUCAUUUAAAUUCUUUACUUCUUUUUCUUUGUUUUGUAAUUUCAAUUCUUAUCCAAUUUGAUUGUUUGAAGAUGUAAUUGUGUGGUUUGAAUUUAUUUGAUUGGUUUCCACUGUAAAAA
Messenger RNA from Capsella rubella, 654 nucleotides. RefSeq names its product membrane protein PM19L. The coding region runs from base 53 to 526 and encodes 157 amino acids. The record is from RefSeq and is a predicted model, not a curated record. The transcript is spliced from 4 exons. Lineage: Eukaryota; Viridiplantae; Streptophyta; Magnoliopsida; Brassicales; Brassicaceae.